Molecule: messenger RNA, 1542 nt
Organism: Aegilops tauschii subsp. strangulata
Lineage: Eukaryota; Viridiplantae; Streptophyta; Magnoliopsida; Poales; Poaceae
Molecular function (GO): protein binding
Source: RefSeq, a predicted model, not a curated record
UCGAGCAGAGCCCUUCCUCCCGACACGGCGACGCCCUCGCACAGCACUGCGCCACUGCCCGACCUCGACGCCCAGCCGCCUCGCCGUCGCCGUUCCUCGCGACCUCACCGCCGGUCGCCGGCCGGAGCCCAGAUCCCAGCCUCCCGGCGCCCGCGCCUCUCCUUCCCGCCCGGCCGGCCGGCCCUCUGGUCCAGCCGCGCCUCCCUGCCCACGCCCCUCCCUGCGCGCGGCCGCGCCCUUGCCGCCGGCCGGAAGCCUGGCGCCCCUGCCCUCGCCCCCCUGCAAGUUUGGCGGCAGCCACUGCCGCUCAGUCACCACACCAGCCUCCGGAAUUGAAGCCGGGUUCACGGAGAAGGGCGCCACCCCGCCAUGAUUGCCGCAUCGGCGCGGCGGGUCGCUGCCGCCGCCGCUUCCUCUUCCCCGUCCGGCCGUGUCUCCCAGCUGGCCUCGACGCUGAAUCACCAGAGAUGGAUUCACGACCGGAACAAGAAGGCAAUGGAGUUGGUGGCCAAGGGUUGGAGCGCCCUACAGGAGGUCGAUCGCGUCAUCGACUUCGCCGACCGCAACGACAAGCGACUAAUCCCACUUCUCAGGGGCGCAAAGGAGAACUUUGAGCUGGCUCUAGAGAUCGACAAUAUGAAUACUCAUGCGAGAUGUUGGCUGGCCAAGAUGCAUUUCAAGUACCAUGUUCCCGGGGCGUGCAAGGCAAUUGGUGCUGCUUUGCUUGUUGAAGCUGCGAACAUGGGUGAUCCAGAGGCACAGUAUGAACUUGGAUGUCGGCUAAGAGUUGAGAAUGAUCAUGUUCAGUCUGAUCAACAGGCCUUCCAUUAUAUAGAGAAAGCUGUUGACCAGUUGCAUCCUGGUGCUUUGUAUCUUCUUGGUGCUGUAUAUAUAACUGGGGAUUGCGUCAAGAGGGACAUAGCUUCAGCUAUGUGGUGUUUCCAUAGAGCUUCAGAAAAGGGACAUGCUGGAGCUGCAAUUGCAUAUGGUUCCCUUCUUCUGAAAGGUGCUGAAGUGCCUGAAGUCAUUACCAGGUUCAACUCAGGCAAGAGUCCGUCAACUGGGAAGGUGCGAAAAAGGACCAUACAGCAGGACUCAGUAAAGCUGGCAAAGGAGCAGUUCCAGAUAGCAGCUGAGUCUGGAUCUGACCUUGGUUUACGGUGGUUGAAGAGGCUUGGAGAUUACGAAAAACAGCCCGAAGAGCUAAAGCAAAUCCAGCAAUGACCUCCAGCGAAAGAAUACCGCUGCAUUUGGCAAUUAGUGGAUGUUGCAAUGCUCUUGCUGCACAUUAGUAGAGAGCUUCAUGUUUCAUCUGCCUUCAGAAUGUAGAGAUAACCAUAUCUUCUAUUAUAGGAGCGUUCAUGCCAACCUAACUUGUGGUCAAAUCGGUUUCUAGAUUAGCAGGUUGAAUUGCAGGACCAAAUUUAUCCUAUUUUUGUCACUAAGGAUUUUGCAUACCACGACAAUUAUACUGCUGGCUUUACCAUGACAAUUAUGCUGAUGGCCUGAGUAAUAAGACAACAAAAAUCGCUAUUUCUGUAA